Molecule: messenger RNA, 1594 nt
Organism: Thlaspi arvense
Lineage: Eukaryota; Viridiplantae; Streptophyta; Magnoliopsida; Brassicales; Brassicaceae
Source: the annotation of a GenBank genome assembly
GCUCAGUUGCUACUACAGUGGCGUUUGUUUCCACAUUUCGCCUCAUCUUUGCCGGAUCCAGCAGCAUCUCCUCAAGGGUUCUUCGUCACAGUUGAACUCGAGAAGCAAAGCUAUUGUGAUCUUAAAGUUGCCAAUAAAACAGAGCAUUAUGUUGCUUUCAAGGUGAAAACAACAUCUCCAAAGAAGUAUUUUGUAAGACCCAACACUGGUGUCAUACAGCCAUGGGACUCCUGCAUCAUUAGAGAUAUGCAGUGCAAAGACAAGUUUCUCCUUCAGAGUACCAUUGUACCUCCACACACUGAUGUGGAUGAACUUCCACAGGACACAGCAAUUUACAAGGACAGCGGGAAAACAUUAACAGAGUGUAAGCUCAAGGUCUCGUAUAUUACUCCGUCUACAACUCAAAGAUCCUCUGAAUCUGGAGCAACCAAUGGCGACGGAAAUGGCUCUGAAACCAUCACUGUUUAUGCGCUUACCGGCGGCGUUGCACCUCUUUUGCCUUCAAUUGAUGUUACCACAGCUAAAGCGCCGUCCUCCGGCAGAUGAGAAGGUCAAAUUUAAGGGCUUUUGAGACUUUAUCUUCUUGUUUUAUGACUUUGCCUGUUUUUGAGUUUCGGCAUGAUGGUUAUGUUACUAUGCUAAGCGCCCUUCUUUCAGGUCGUUUGGCAAUGGCUUCCCUUCACAAAGAUGAUUUACAGCUUUUACCAUUGGAGUGGUUAAUGGUGUUCCACCAACAGGUGAUUAUUCGUUUGCCAAAUACAACGGGUCAGUUGAUAUCUCUCUCCAUCAUCUAGUUCUCAACUUCCCUGCAACUGCUACUAUGGCAGAUUAUGCAAUCUAUCCUUGCGUGUUAUCUGAAGAGAACAUCUCUCUAAAAAGCUUAGACAUCAGGAGAAGAUAGAUGCUGAGGUUCUUGCUGAGGCUAAAAGAAUCACAGAGAUGCGUUUAGCUGCACGUCGUGCGGAAGGAGACUGAUGUGUCCGCGAAUGAGAAUAUUGGUAGCUGAUGGGGUAGUUCCAGGGCGUAGUGUAUCUUCAUCAUCUAGUUCUCAACUCCCUGCAACUGCUGUGGAUCCAUCAACUGCUACUAUGGCAGAUUAUGCCUCUACCCUUGCUUCUCUGCGCAUGCUUCAUGUAUACUUGAGAGCCUAUGGACUUGAGCAAAUGGUCCAAGCUGCAAGCUCUGCUGUUGGUCUUCGAACGAUUCAAGCAAGACCUCGGGGCUUGUUUGAAGUUCCUGUCUAUGCCUGAAGGUACAUGGUACUGCUCGAGCUCUCUAAAGCUCCAGCAAGCGAAAUUGGUGUCUGUGCCUUCUGCAGGUUGGUCGCAUUCCCCUAGUCAACUUUCUCGGCUGUGAAAAAUGUGAAUACAUGUGCAAAACCACUGCGAUAGGCACUUUUGAUUACUCUUCAGGACCUGAUAAACUCUGAUCAUACAAUACCUAUGUUUGACAUCGGAAUAUUUGAUGAUAGGACUGUUAUUCUCUGUGAGCAGGUUCCUCUAAUCUCUCUUGUGAUUAUAUAUCUCAGAGCACCAUUUGACCAACAUGCCUUUCAGGUUAGUGAUUAGUUUAAACUCUUCGUCUCAUCACUUGC